AUGGCCACAGAGCAGACAAGGGAGCCGCACGGCUCGGGUCCGGCCCCCCGCCCCCAGGAGUCCCGUGUGGCUCCCAAGAGUGGUGCCGAGGGGCUCCCCUUGACCAGGAGGAGGAGCAAGAAGGAGAAGGGGCCACCAGGAUCCUGGAAGGGCACUGGCAGCUCUGGGGUACAGACCCCUAGUCAGGGCCCUGAGGUCCUGGGGAGCGGCCAGAACCCACCCAGGACCAGAGAAGGGCAGGCGGGGCCAGUCUCUGCAGCCCAGGGGCCCCCCCGUCGCCGCCAGUCCCACCGCCCGCGUCGCCCCUGCUCCCAGCAAGAUGCUGCCCAGGAGACCUAUGGGCCCCUGCUUAGCCGCCUCUUCGGGAAGGAUCGCACGCUGGGCCCGGAGGAGCUGGAUGAGCUGCAGGCGGCCUUCCAGGAGUUCGACCGCGACCGGGACGGCUACAUCGGCCACCGCGAGCUGGGCGCCUGCAUGCGGACGCUGGGCUACAUGCCCACCGAGAUGGAGCUCCUGGAGGUCUCCCAGCACGUGAAGAUGCGCAUGGGCGGCUGCGUGGACUUCGAGGAAUUUGUGGCGCUGAUAGCCCCGAGGCUGAGGGAGGAGACGGCGCACAUGCUGGGGGUUCGGGAGCUGCGCGUCGCCUUCCGAGAGCUGGACAGGGACAGGGACGGACGAGUCAGCGUGGCGGAGCUGCAGCAGGCAGCACCCGCCCUGCUGGGGGAGCCGCUGGCCGGGCCCGAGCUGGACGCGAUGCUCCGGGAAGUGGACCUCAACGGGGACGGCUCUGUGGACUUUGAUGAGUUCGUGAUGAUGCUGUCCAUCCCCUGAGGCUGGAAGGCGGAAGGCUCGAGGGCGGAAGACACGCUGUCCUGUGGCCCAGAUCCCA
Condylura cristata (star-nosed mole) is the source of this 889-nucleotide messenger RNA. It is a transcript of the gene CABP4, whose product is annotated as calcium binding protein 4. Gene Ontology annotation, molecular function: calcium ion binding. The record is from RefSeq and is a predicted model, not a curated record. The coding region runs from base 1 to 831 and encodes 276 amino acids. Lineage: Eukaryota; Metazoa; Chordata; Mammalia; Eulipotyphla; Talpidae. The transcript is spliced from 6 exons.